Messenger RNA from Austrofundulus limnaeus, 356 nucleotides. It is a transcript of the gene fbxo2, whose product is annotated as F-box protein 2. Gene Ontology annotation, biological process: ERAD pathway; glycoprotein catabolic process; SCF-dependent proteasomal ubiquitin-dependent protein catabolic process. NCBI's taxonomy places the organism in Eukaryota, Metazoa, Chordata, Actinopteri, Cyprinodontiformes, Rivulidae. Gene Ontology annotation, cellular component: cytoplasm; SCF ubiquitin ligase complex. Gene Ontology annotation, molecular function: ubiquitin protein ligase activity. The record is from RefSeq and is a predicted model, not a curated record.
AGCAGCUGGAUUUCUGGGAGCUGACUGAAAAUGGAGGGAAUGGGUGGAAGGUGGAGGACAUGCCAGGAGACUGCGGUCAUGAUUUCUGCAAUGAAGAAGUGACUAAAUACUUUGCAACCUCCUUUGAGCUUUGCUUGAAGAGGCAGGUGAUCGACCUGAUCGAGGAGGGUUACACCUCAGAACAACUGGACGCUCAGCCUGUUGUCACAGCAGAAGAAUGGUACUGUGGAAGAACAGAUUGUGGCUGCACAUAUCAGAUUACUGUCUGUCUGCUGGGCGAGAAUCAUGACAUCAUUCAGGAGUUCAAACCUGACUCAGUGGAACUGGACCCACAGCAAGACUGCUCAUGGAAACAG